This is a messenger RNA of Aspergillus novofumigatus IBT 16806, 5343 nucleotides long. RefSeq names its product formin sepA. Gene Ontology annotation, molecular function: actin binding; small GTPase binding. Bases 1 to 5343 code for a protein of 1780 amino acids. Gene Ontology annotation, cellular component: cell division site; mating projection tip. Gene Ontology annotation, biological process: mitotic actomyosin contractile ring assembly; barbed-end actin filament capping; actin filament bundle assembly. NCBI's taxonomy places the organism in Eukaryota, Fungi, Ascomycota, Eurotiomycetes, Eurotiales, Aspergillaceae. The transcript has 4 exons. The record is from RefSeq and is a predicted model, not a curated record.
AUGCCAACCACAUCUGCAUCCGACAAAUCGAGACAAACCUCGGCUGGCAAAGGAUUUUUCGGGAGGAAGCUGCAUAAGGAGAAGCCGGUAGAUGAUCGGUAUGAGGGUUAUGGAGGGUCGGAGAAUCUCGCGCCCCCAGGAAACACUGCUGGAUCCCGUUCGUCCCGGCACUCGAAACGAUCAUCCGUUCAAUCUGUGGAUUACUCGCACGACUUCGAUCCAAGCGGAAUCUCGAUGACCGCCGGUGUCAUAACAUCCAUUCCCUUUGAGAGCCUUCCUGCCGAUACUAGGUCUCCGAUACCGGUAGAUUAUCUGUCCAGGGCGGAGACAUCGCCGCGAAAGGAGCCGUCGCCAAAUCAUCUUGCCAAGGGAGGCGGUGAUUUUCAUCAAUACCCAGCAUGGAACCCGACGGGACUACGAGAAAACAACGCCUUUUCCCAUCCUACUGGGCCCCGUCCCCCGCCGCAUGCGUCCAAUGUGUCUAUGGUCGGGAGUACUGCAGGAGACAAGAGCGCGAGGUAUCAGCAGUGGGCAAGACCAGGCAGUUCGGCCACCAAUGCUGGGUUCAGUCAUAAUUCUUCGUCCACCGUGGAUUCGUCAUCGACUUCGCGGAUGUCCCUUGAUCAGACCAGCAUCCAUUCGUCUCUCUCCUCCAACACAAGGGGCUCGAGUUAUAUCUCUUCGGACGGCUCAGCACGGACGCUCACAACAUCACAUUCGGGUGACCGUGGCACUCUCUUCCCGAGCAGCGGCAACUCCAGUCGAUUCUCCACUGCACAAGCGGCAUGGCAAGCUGCUCAGCUGGCUACGCACCCUGCUGCACCGGCCCUCAAUCCUGAGCAAUAUCUCACGCGACCCAGGGAUGAUCGCAUAGUGGACCAACUGUUCCUUGACUUGAUGCAAAAGCGAGGCUGGCAAAACCUUCCAGAGCAGGCCAAGCGGCAGAUGCUGGCGUAUCCCGCAUCCAAGAAAUGGACACUAGUACAUCAGGACCGCUUGACGGAACUCCAGGGUGAACAGAAGCGGAGACAAAACGCAAGGCAAACUCAUGGCCAUGACGGUCCAACCGGCAUUCUCGAGCGGGCCGAUGAAGAAGGGAGCCCGGAGUGGUAUGUGAAGAAGGUCAUGGACGACAGUAUCACCUCGAAGCAAUUGGCCAGCUUGAGUGUCAGUCUGCGAACGCAACCUAUCAGUUGGGUCAGAGCCUUUGUCGAAGCACAAGGUCAGAUCGCUUUGACCAAUGUGCUCUCUAAGAUCAACCGCAGGAAAGCUUCGGGUCCUGUACCCGCACCACCGACAGGCGACCGGGACUUGGAUAGAGAGUACGAUAUUGUCAAGUGUCUCAAGGCCCUCAUGAACAACAAAUAUGGUGCGGACGACGCAAUCAAUCAUCAACAGGUCAUUAUCGCUCUCAUCAGCUCGCUACUAUCUCCGCGGCUGAACACAAGGAAAUUGGUCAGUGAGGUCCUGACCUUCCUAUGUCACUGGGCGGAAGGCGAGGGCCAUCAAAAGGUCCUGCAGGCCAUGGAUCAUGUUAAGAACCAGCACGGCGAAACUGGUCGCUUUGACGCCUGGAUGCGAAUCGUGGAGGUGACGAUCGACGGCCGGGGCAAAAUGGGCAGUUUGGUCGGUGCCAGCGAGGAGUAUCGCAGCGGUGGCAUUGGCAUGGAGAAUCUGCUCAUGGAGUAUGCGGUCUCAACCAUGAUGCUCAUCAACAUGUUGGUGGAUGCGCCGGAGAAUGACCUACAGUUGCGAUGCCACAUCCGGGCUCAGUUCAUCUCCUGUGGCAUCAAGCGUCUUCUGACGAAGAUGGAAGGCUUCCAAUACGAGGUCAUCGAUAAACAGAUCGAGCGAUUCAGAGAAAAUGAGGCCAUUGACUACGAAGAUCUCCUUCAGCGGGAGAGUAGCAGUAUGAAGGACAGCAUCGAGGGUGAGGUCAAGGACAUGAGCGAUCCCCUGCAAAUCACGGAUGCCAUUCUGACCAGACUCAAUGGGACUCGUGCCCAUGAUUACUUCCUUUCUGCUAUGCAGCACAUGCUUCUCAUACGGGAGAACUCUGGGGAGGACGGUCUUCGAAUGUUCCAGCUUGUCGAUGCCAUGCUCAGCUACGUUGCCAUGGACCGCAGACUACCUGAUAUGGAUCUACGGCAAGGAUUGACUUUUACAGUACAGAGUCUCCUGGACAGGCUCCAUACUGAUGCAGAGGCAAGGCGAGCGUACGACGAGUCCCUUGAGGCGCGGCAGAUCGCGGAGGCCGCAAUUGCGGAACGGGACGAGAUGAAGGCGCAGGUGGAGAUGGGAGCGGAUGGUCUGGUGAAGAAGCUGCAGAAGCAGAUCGAUGAACAAACGAGCAUCAUUGAGCUUCAGACUAGACAAAACGAGGCCCUCAAGGCAGAGCUUGCCGACGUGCAGCGGCUGCGUGCUCAGGAGCUGCAGCGGAAUGAACUGGAAACCAGAGAGCUCUAUCUGAUGCUCCGGGACGCUCAGGAUAUCGCUGCAUCGAAUGCCAAGAAGAAUAAUCUGGCCGAGACCAAUCCUUCGCACAUGAGGGGUAUUCUGGACCGGGAAAGACUGCUGGAGCGGUUGGAGAAACAGCUUGAGCGGACCAAGACUCAGUUCAAGCUGGAGGGCAAAGUUUGGGGCCAACAUGGACCUUCUGACCGACUGCGCGAGCUACGGGAGCAGAUGGACGGCGAACCUGACCCUGAGGACUUUCAGGAGCAAGCUCGUCGAAACUUGGAGACUAGCGCUCUGGGUUCUGUUCAUCGCAAGAGAAGCCAUGUUCCGGAGAUGGAAGUUGCCAACGGUCAAGAGAGGCCAUCGGACCAGGAUGGGUCACUUCUCGUUAACUUUGGACGACCCCGAAUGGAUCCGGAACAAGCGUCUGAUUUGCUGGGGGAGAUUGCUUUCAAAGUUCCAAAGAUCGACGCUGAAGAUGCCGAAGCCGACGAGAUUGAUGCUCAACCAACUCAGCCAGAGACUGAAGAAGCCCAGAGAAGCCUGUAUCCGUGCCUGCACCUCCGCCUCCACCCCACCUCCACCACCGCCACCUCCUCCAGGUGGUGCGGUAGGCUUUCCGCCGCCGCCUCCACCGCCUCCUCCACCUCCGCCGCCGGGUGCCAAGGGUUUGGGAGUUCCACCUCCGCCCCCUCCUCCCCCCCUCCUGGCUUUGCUGGAGGAAUGCCUCCGCCCCCUCCACCUCCCCCAGGUCGGUUCGGAGCACCCCCACCACCUCCGCCGCCUGGUGUUGGCGGAGGCUGGCGAGCCAAUUACAUGGCUUCGCAAUCAGCACCUUCUCACCCAACUGCCGUCUUGUCGUCUAUUAGACCUAAGAAGAAACUUAAGGCUCUUCAUUGGGACAAGGUCGAUACUCCACAGGUAACAGUGUGGGCUAUUCGCGAUCCCACUCCUCAAGCGAAGGAAGAGAAGUACAGCGAGUUGGCGAAGAAGGGUGUCUUGGACGAAGUCGAAAGGUUAUUCAUGGCGAAGGAGACCAAGAUCUUUGGGGCCGGCUCCGGCGCCAAGCAGCGCAAGGACAGGAAACAGAUCAUCUCAAACGACUUAUCGAAGACCUUCCAGAUCGCAUUGGCCAAGUUUUCGCAGUAUCCUGUCGAUGAUGUCGUCCGUAUGAUUGUCCAUUGCGAUCCAGAAAUUCUGGACAAUAUGGUGGUCAUGGACUUUUUGCAGAGAGAGGAGAUGUGCACGAUACCCGAGAAUGUCUCCAAGCUAAUGGCACCGUACAGCAAGGACUGGACGGGGCCUGAUGCUGCUAGUUCUGAGCGGGAGCAAGAUCCAACCGAGCUUACACGGGAGGACCAGAUCUACCUCUACACUGCUUUUGAGCUAAAUCAUUACUGGAAAGCGAGAAUGCGGGCCCUUGCACUGACGCGCUCCUUCGAGCCGGACUACGAGCAUCUCUCGACAAAGAUGCGCGAGGUCGUGAGGGUCAGCGAGACCUUGAGAGACUCAGUCUCCUUGAUGAAUGUUCUUGGUCUGAUCCUGGAUAUCGGUAACUUCAUGAACGACGCCAAUAAGCAGGCUCAAGGUUUCAAGUUGAGCUCGCUCGCUCGCCUUGGCAUGGUCAAGGAUGAUAAGAAUGAGACAACCUUCGCAGACCUCGUUGAGCGUAUUGUCCGCAAUCAGUACCCCGAGUGGGAAGGUUUCGUUGAUGAGAUUGGCGGCGUCAUCGGAGUCCAGAAGAUCAACGUCGACCAGUUGCGGGCGGAUGCCAAGAAGUACAUUGAUAAUAUCAAGAACGUGCAGGCAAGCCUGGAUGCUGGCAAUCUAAGCGAUCCCAAGAAGUUCCAUCCACAGGACCGCGUGAGUCAAAUCGUCCAGCGGAGUAUGAAAGAUGCCAGAAGAAAGGCGGAGCAAAUGCAGCUUUAUCUGGAGGAGAUGGUCAAGACGUACGACGACAUCAUGGUCUUUUACGGAGAAGACAAUACAGAUGAAGGAGCUCGACGGGACUUCUUUGCGAAGCUAGCUUCGUUCUUGCUGGAGUGGAAGAAAUCGAAAGAGAAAAACAUCGCCCUCGAAGAGGCCCGAAAGCGUACAGAGGCUUCUCUCGCCCGCAAACGUGUCAACGCCGGCCUUGCCAACAGUUCUGGUGCAGGCGAUGCACCGGUGUCUCCUGCUACCAGCGGUGCCAUGGACUCGCUCCUGGAGAAAUUACGAGCUGCAGCUCCUCAAGCUAGAGAUCAACGUGAUCGUCGUCGGCGCGCCAGAUUGAAGGAACGUCACCAGGUUCGCGUUGCUUCAGGUCAGAAGAUCCCGGACCUCACCGGAUCUGAGCCCGCAAAUGGUGAAACGCAGACGGACAGUAACGGUACCACUCUCGUGGGCAGCAAUGACGCUAGCACCACAGAGACCGGCCUGCUGAGCCCGCCAGGCCAGGAGACCGACGUAGACGCUCAAGCGAAAGAGCUGCAGGUGUCGGAGAGCGAAGACGUUGCAGACCGCGCUGCAAGCAUGCUGCAAGGCCUCAGGGAUAACAUGGAUAACAACGGAGAGCGUGCUCGACGGAGAAGAGAGAGCGCCGAGGAGGAACGUCGGAAACGCAGACUGAGAAGGAGAAAUGGAGGAAAUGCUAGCAAAGACAGCGCCGACGGUUCGAGUUUGUCGAUCGUCCCAGAGCCCGCAACACCACCGCCCAGUACCGAAGCCUCAGCACUGAGUGAACCCGGCAUGGCCAGUCCUUCGAAUGAUGAGGAUGGGGCUUCACAACCUCCUCAAACUCCCUCUAUUGUCGUUUCGCCGAACGCAGAUGAGCAUCAGGGAUCACCCGGUGACGAAGAUUCCCUCGAUGGCUCGCCAAAGCAUCAGCCUACAGAGCAGUCGGGUUGA